Messenger RNA from Centropristis striata (black sea bass), 1934 nucleotides. It is a transcript of the gene myca, whose product is annotated as MYC proto-oncogene, bHLH transcription factor a. NCBI's taxonomy places the organism in Eukaryota, Metazoa, Chordata, Actinopteri, Perciformes, Serranidae. Gene Ontology annotation, molecular function: protein dimerization activity; RNA polymerase II cis-regulatory region sequence-specific DNA binding; DNA-binding transcription factor activity, RNA polymerase II-specific. The transcript has 3 exons. The record is from RefSeq and is a predicted model, not a curated record. Gene Ontology annotation, biological process: regulation of transcription by RNA polymerase II; positive regulation of cell population proliferation. The coding region runs from base 246 to 1547 and encodes 433 amino acids.
UGCUGCUGAUGACAGACUGCGCGUCGCACUCGCCGGGUCGCUGGUGCAGCCUUUCAACUACCCAUGCAUGCUUCACACAGCUUCACUGAAACCGCCUGCAACACAUCCGUGGAAGGAUUUAAUGUUACUUUCGCACUGGAAUAACUUUCUUUCCCUUUUUUGCGCCUUUUGGGUCGAUUUUGCCCCGUCUUCUUCCGCCGACUGUUUAAAAUCUGAAAGCUUCACAAUAAGGAAAAAGAGACAAAAUGCCGCUGAAUUCAAGUUUGGCGAGUAAAAACUAUGACUACGACUACGACUCUCUUCAACCGUAUUUCUACUAUGACAACGAGGAGGAGGAUUUCUACCCUCAGCAGCUUCAGCCUCCGGCACCGAGCGAAGACAUCUGGAAGAAAUUUGAACUGCUGCCGACCCCUCCCCUCUCUCCGAGCCGCCGGCCGUCCCUGUCAAGCCUCUUCCCCUCCACGGCGGAUCAGCUGGAGAUGGUGACCGAGUUCCUGGGCGACGACGUGGUCAAUCAGAGCAUCAUCUGCGACGCAGACUACUCCCAGACCUUCCUCAAGUCCAUCAUCAUCCAGGACUGCAUGUGGAGCGGUUUCUCCGCCGCCGCCAAGCUGGAGAAGGUGGUCUCGGAGCGGCUCGCCUCCCUUCACGCUGCGCGGAAGGAGUCUGCGGAGCCCGCCGGUGCGGCUGCGUGGAGGAUGAACAGCAGCUACCUGCAAGACCUCAACACGUCCGCGUCGGAGUGCAUUGAUCCAUCUGUAGUUUUCCCCUACCCGAUUGCAGAGACGCCCAAGCAGAGCGCAGGGACGCCGCCUAGUAAGGAUUUGGGGCUGGACACGCCACCAAACAGCGGCAGCAGCAGCAGCAGUUGUAGUGACUCAGAAGAUGAGGAUGGAGAUGAUGAUGAAGAGGAGGAGGAGGAGGAAGAGGAAGAAGAGGAGGAGGACCAGGAGGAAGAGGAAGAGAUCGAUGUAGUCACAGUGGAGAAGAGGCAGGCGGUGAAGCGGUGUGACCCCAGCCCAGCAGAGAACAGGCAUCCCAGCCCGCUCGUGCUGAAGAGGUGCCACGUCUCCACCCACCAGCAUAAUUACGCCGCCCAUCCAUCCAUGAGGCACGAGCAGCCGGCUGUCAAGAGGCUGAAGCUGGAGAGCAGCAGCAGUGGAGGCAGCAGCGGCGGCAGUGGAGGAGGCGGCAGCAGCAGCAGCGGCGGCCACAGCAGGGUCCUCAAACAGAUCAGCAGCAACCGCAAGUGUUCGAGCCCGCGGACGUCUGACACAGAGGACUAUGACAAGAGAAGGACUCACAAUGUUCUGGAGCGUCAGAGGAGGAAUGAGCUCAAGUUGAGCUUCUUCGCCCUGCGGGACGAGAUUCCCGAAGUGGCCAACAACGAGAAGGCGGCCAAAGUGGUGAUCCUGAAGAAGGCCACAGAGUGCAUUUACAGCAUGCAGUCGGACGAACAGAGACUCCUCUCAGUCAAAGAACAGCUGAGGAGGAAAAGUGAACUUUUAAAGCAGAGACUCUCACAGCUGCAGAGCUCUCGCGCUUAAAGUUUGAAUCAUCAUAGACUUUUUGGCCUUUUGUUUUUUAUGCAAGUUCAAGACUUAGGGUGUACAGUUGUUGUUGCAUGCAAAUGCAAAGCGGAUUAAGUUGUUUGGAAUCUUGUUUGAUUUCAAUGUUAAAACUGCCUCAAUUGAAGUUAAGGGUGGAUUAAAUAUUUAAAAGUUUAUUUUUAUUAAUAAAAUAUAAAAAAAAUGGGGCUACCCUGUUGAGGGCCCAAACUAAAAUAUAAAUUUUUAUGUUUUGUAUAUAAUUAAUAUUUCCUAAGAAAAUGUAUUUUUGGAUCUCAAUUGUCUGGAUGUUCAGACCCAGUGUUUGGUUUUUUCCAUUAUGUUCCUAGAUUCUUUUUGAAAUAUAAAAAAAUGUUUCUUCCUGAA